UGUGUGUGGCCCUUCCCGUGAAACAGAAUGCCAGAGACGGUGAACUUGUGUUCAUCUCUGAGAUCUUUAUACCCAGAGAUCCCAGCUUUUGGUCGCCACAAUAUCUUCCGUCAAAUCCCAUCUUUUUCCCAGCCGAGAAAAUUUCUCUGUUUUCCCGAGAAAAUUGGCGUGUUUGCCGAGGGAAUACGAGCUGUCCACGCCAUAGAGCAGGAUGGUACCUUGCAAGAGCUCGAUGACUCGCCCGUCUCGGUCGAGCCCCUGCCGAUCUGCGGCGAGGACCAGUUUGAUCGGGUUAUGGCUGAUGCUCAGGAGCUCGGCGAAUCCGUUGUGAUUGUCUGGAUGGCAGCCUGGUGCAGGAAAUGUAUAUACCUAAAGCCGAAAUUGGAAAAGCUGGCUGCCGAAUACUACCCGAGAUUGCGGUUUUAUCAUGUUGAUGUGAACGCAGUUCCCUACAGACUUGUUUCUCGUGCAGGAGUUACGAAAAUGCCAACCAUACAGCUAUGGAGAAACAACGAGAAACAAGCAGAGAUUAUCGGCGGCCACAAAGCACACUUUGUCAUCAACGAAGUCCGGGAGAUGAUAGAAAACGGCGAUUCAACCAAUUGAAAAUCAUGAAUCCUUUAUCUUUGAUUCGCCUUUUCUUUAGUUGAAAAUGAUAAACAGCCUGGUGGCUGUGCGCACGACCCUGAGUGAAGCCCCUCGACACAAACCAACGUCGUCUACACCAAAAAAAAAAUGGAGAAGGAUUCAGUUCCUGAUGGUGUAGCUGUAAGAACUAAGAACUAAGAACUGGUUUUUGUCAUCUGUUUUCAGGUUCUGUGAACUUUUUUGCUGCACAUUGGAGUUAGAAACUAGUGUUUUAAACCUUUUGUCCGAAGGAAAUUUUUUUUUUUUUGUAUUUCUUAGUUUCUUCAAUGUGAUAAAUGUUUUUUUUUUCCUUCUAUUUACAGUUUUUGGAAUUCUAAGGAAUCUGAGGUUUCUGAAAA
Molecule: messenger RNA, 986 nt
Organism: Tarenaya hassleriana
Lineage: Eukaryota; Viridiplantae; Streptophyta; Magnoliopsida; Brassicales; Cleomaceae
Product: thioredoxin-like 3-2, chloroplastic
Exons: 6
Coding region: 28-606 (192 amino acids)
Cellular component (GO): chloroplast stroma
Source: RefSeq, a predicted model, not a curated record